This is a messenger RNA of Necator americanus (New World hookworm), 600 nucleotides long. RefSeq lists its product as uncharacterized. The coding region runs from base 1 to 600 and encodes 199 amino acids. The record is from RefSeq and is a predicted model, not a curated record. Lineage: Eukaryota; Metazoa; Nematoda; Chromadorea; Rhabditida; Ancylostomatidae. The transcript has a single exon.
AUGCUGGACAAAGUAAGAGAAGACAACGGCGCGAAACGGACGAAGAAACCUAGUCAGAAGCUCAAGUUGAUACCUGUAUCCCCCGUGACAAGUGACGAAGAGGUCGAACCACCACCCAAAUCGCCACGAGUGGAACGUUAUUCCGUCUCCCGCUGGAGUACAACAAGUACGGAAGAGUUGGAGCGCGAACUCACGGAGAUGGAGCGUUAUCUUCAAGUGUUCCCAUUUCGGAAAUUGGGCGACUUGUCACGCGAAGUGCAGGGUGACAUUAUAUGCGCCUUCUGUGAAGCCGAAGGCCAGCACUAUUCGGACUCGUGUGCACAAGUGAUCAGUGGAGAUCAAAGGCUCGAGAUCAUCAGUAUAAAAGGCUGGUACAACUACUGUCUGGAGGACUGUCCGGUGAACCGACAAUGCAAGUUCGCAAAAAGGCAUUGCUGGUACUGCAGGCAGCUAGAAGGAACGGUCUUCGUAGAGCUCAUCCCGCGAGAUGGCGUACAUCACCGCGCCUUGUGCAACGUGCCCAACGCCAAGUCCGAAGCAAGAUCGUGGAUCCUUGAAGCACGGGAAGAGCUCAAGAUGAGGAGGUCUGGGCGGAAAUAA